Molecule: messenger RNA, 1398 nt
Organism: Striga hermonthica
Lineage: Eukaryota; Viridiplantae; Streptophyta; Magnoliopsida; Lamiales; Orobanchaceae
Source: the annotation of a GenBank genome assembly
AUGAUAAUGGUACUCCCCUCGUUUAGCUCCUUCUGGCGUCGUUUGAUCCACCGUUUUUUCCUUGUCCAACCAGAUUCCCCACAACAUUCUCCUUCUCCGUUCGACGACCUCCCGGACGACGCCAUUCGCCGGAUAUUCAGCAACCUAUGCACCGGCGACCGGGUUCGCCUGAGGCUUGUCUGCAGGUCGUGGAGGGACACUCUCACCCGGUCCGAGUUCCGUACCCUUCCCGAGCCCCCGUGGCUCAUCCGGCCCGAGCCCGAGCCCAUCUCCACCUACUUCGAACUCAUGUGCCCGUACGAGGACAGAGUGUACAGCUGUGAUCUGCCCUGCCACCUCCUCUCCGGUGACCGCUUGUGGUCCUGCCGCGGCUCUGGCGCUGGGUGGCUCCUCCUUGCCUGCUGGGACCCAGCCGAGAUGGUCCUGUGGGACCCGCUUUCCGGCACCACCCUGGCCCUCCCCUCCCCUUCCACCCUCCCCUUCUUCGACGAGCUGGACCACGAUGUGUGCGUGAUCCGCCUCGCUCAGGUGGCGCCCGUGGGCCCCGCCGCCACCUUGGCGGUAGCCGUGGUUUUCACUUUGACCGGCCUUCGUGACAAGUUGGCGAUGUGCUUGCCGGACUGCCAGUGCUGGACCGUGCUCCCAGGCCCCACCGACGAGCACUACGCAGACAUACUCUUGCAAAACGGGAAGCUCCAGGCCGUGUGCCCACCACCGCGCGCUCCGGGAACUGGGCCCUCGGUGGCGAAAAGAACCGAUUUUGUGGCGCGGCUAAGCAGUGGCUGCCACGUGGAGGUUGUGACGUGGGAGCUCAAGUACGAGGCUGUCCUCCACCAGGCCGCCUUUGAUUACGAUGAAUAUGAAACGAUAGGGUGUAAGGUAUACGAGAGGUUCCACGUGGCAGAGCAUUUGGUUCCGGGCCGUGAUGACGAAGACGAGUUGCUGCUCGUUAGCGCGACUCUCGACAUGUUCUCGCACAAUUUUGGUUCGGGGGGCGGGGGACUGUUCGGGCCGCAGGCCUACAUGUGCCCACAGACGAGAGGAUUUGAGGUUCGUCGGCUGAGUUUGAAGGACGAUAGUUUGGAAAAGGUGGAUCGUACGGGAGAUGUUUGUAUAUUCUUGGGAGCUACUGGCUCAACUUCAAUGGAAAAGAUUGAAGUGCCUAACUACAUUCACUAUGCGACAACGGAUGGUAAGGGGAAAAUCUGGGAUGAAGUUGAAGAGGAAGAAGAAGAAGAAGAAAAUGGUGAAUCUGAUGUGGACAAAUUAUUCGUCCUCCAUGAACAUGGCACCUUCAACAUGGAAGAUGGCACGAUCGAGCGACAUUAUUUGGACAUUUCAAGCUUACAAGCACAAGGGUCGUGUAUCGGUUGGUUCAAGCCUGUAUUGCGAACCUGA